Messenger RNA from Clonostachys solani, 4353 nucleotides. Lineage: Eukaryota; Fungi; Ascomycota; Sordariomycetes; Hypocreales; Bionectriaceae. The record is from the annotation of a GenBank genome assembly.
AUGCCGAACAGAAAAAUACUAGAGCAAUUAUCCCACGAAGAUUACACGGUCGGCUGGGUAUGCGCGAUUACCACUGAGUAUAUAGCCGCCCAAGGGUUCCUUGACGAGAAGCACGAGCCGCUAGAGUCACUACCCAACGAUACCAAUGACUACGCCUUCGGGAGGGUGGGAAAACACAAUGUUGUCAUCGCGGUGCUUCCCAAGGGGCAAUAUGGAAUUGCUAAUGCUGCUAGUGUCGCCAACAACAUGGUGCGCAGCUUUCCACAUCUUAGAAUCGGGCUCAUGGUUGGAAUUGGGGGAGGCGUGCCAAGCGAGAGGCAUGACGUGCGUCUAGGAGACGUUGUUGUGAGCACCGUCACGGGAAGCCACGGGGCCGUGUUUCAAUAUGAUUAUGGCAAGACCAUACAGGGGCAAGAAUUUCAGGCCGCUUCAUUCUUGAAUCAGCCCCCAGCUCUCUUGCAAACUGCAGUUAGUGGUUUGGGAGCACAGCACGUGAUAGAAGGAUCCCGUCUUCAUGAAUACGUCGAGGAGGUCCUCAGUAAGAACCACCGACUGAGGACUAGGUUCCAGCAACCAGAUCUAGCGACAGACCGGUUAUACUUGUCAACGGUUAUUCAUGAUGAUGCAUGCUGCGCUGAUAUCAAUGAUCCGUCAAAAAUUGUUGGCCGGCUACCAAGAACUGAACGCGAGGAUGAUCCUAUGGUUCAUUAUGGGCUAAUAGCGUCCGCCAACCAGGUAAUGAAGGACGCCAUCAUGCGAGAUAAACUAUCGAGAAAGAAGGAUGUCCUAUGCUUCGAAAUGGAGGCGGCCGGCUUGAUGAAUCACUUCCCGUGUUUGAUUAUUCGCGGCAUUUGCGACUACUGUGAUACCCACAAGAACGAUAAAUGGCAAGGAUAUGCUGCGAUGACGGCGGCAGCAUACACAUGGGAUCUUCUUCAUCGUAUCCAACCUAGCAAGGUCAAUAUUGAGAAAAAACUGAGCGAGCUUGUGAAAAAUACUAAUAAGACCCUUGAGGAUAUUCAAUCUUCAACAAAUAAUACCAAAAGCCUUGUUAAAGCCAUUCAGACUGAUAAUCGCUUGCAGUCUCUUAGGAAAUGGCUUGAUCCUCCUGAUCCUUCUGUUAAUGUCAGCAAGGCCACCGAUCUACGUCGGCCCGGGUCAGGUCAAUGGCUACUUCAAGAUUCGAGGUAUCGGUCCUGCAAGAACCGAGAAAAUUCUCUUCUCUGGCUGUAUGGAAUGCCAGGCUGCGGGAAAACGGUCCUUAGUACCACUAUACUUCAAGAUUUGGAGAACGGCGGCACGGUUCUUUAUUUUUACUUUGAUUUCAAUGAUACUCGCAAGCAAACGUUUCAAAAUAUGAUCCGGUCGCUUUGCUAUCAGCUGUACCGCAACGAGGCAAGCCAAUCUCACCUAGACUUGCUGUAUUCUGAUAAUGAGGAUGGUAAAAGGAAACCGAGCACUGAAUCACUGGAAAGUACUUUCCGCAUGAUGGUUCAAGAGGCAGGAAAGAUUUACAUCCUACUUGAUGCUCUUGACGAGUGUUCUACGUUAGAGGAUCACCAUACAAGAGGACUGCUCUCCUGGAUUGAUAGCUUUCGAUCGUCGCGAAACAACGCUCAUUUUUUUGUUACAAGCCGCCCAGAGCACGCCAUCCAGUCACAAAUGGACGCAUGGCCUGAUGUUAUACUCUUGCCUCUGGAAAGUCACUUGACAGAACGCGAAAUUAAAUCAUAUAUAGAAGCGAGAGUUAUGAAACUAUCUAGGUGGAAUUCAAGGCCGGAUAUUCAAGAUGAAAUCAUAUCUGCGCUGAGUUCAAAGGCGAAUGGCAUGUAUCGCUGGGUUUCCUGCCAGUUUGAUACUCUGAGAGAUUGCCGGGAUCCUCCAACCUUAAGAACAGCACUCGAGUCUCUGCCUAAAACGCUGGAUCAAACAUAUAAUCGAAUCCUGGCGAGUGUACCCGAUCCUCACCGACAUUAUACUAUACGGCUCCUCCAAUUCCUAACUUUUUCGGAACGUCCGUUGCGAAUCGAAGAGGCUGUUGAUGCAAUUGCAGUCAAAGCCGAUGUCAAACCAUAUUUCAACCCGGGGGAUCGAAUGCCAGUUCCAGAGGAGGUCUUGAGCUAUUGCUCCAGCUUAGUGGCUAUGACCAAUAGACCUGAAGCAAAUGAUGAGCAGAAAGUCGAGAUUGUCAAAGAGCUGAGCCUAGCGCAUUUCUCAGUGAAGGAGUAUUUGAUAUCCGAUCGCUUCCAACAAGACGAUCGAAUGAAAGAUAUUAGACUUGAUUUCUUGGAAACGAAUGCAAGAGCUUCCAUUGUCAAGGUCUGUGUCGCAUACCUACUCGGAUUGGAAGCACUGAUCAAUACAAGCCAGGGGGCUGAUACCGACGAAUAUUAUGAUAGAAUGCUUUCAGAGGGUGGGCACAUAGCAGUUCGACGAAAAUAUCCGAUGGCUCAGUAUUCGGCGCAGUACUGGCCAGAACAUGCUAGACUGGUGAAGGAUAUUGGAGAGGGCAAAUCAUUAAUCUGGGAUUUGAUCAAUUCCGCAGCAUACAAAAUCAAUUGGUCGCUCUAUUAUAACAGCAGCAUUUUCUUUGGAGGGCGGUUGGGUGCUAUUUUCCCUCCCACGCUAUAUUAUACCUCACUUGCCGGGUUGGGUUGGCUUGUUGAAGGACUUCUCGAGGACGGUGCGGAUCUCAACGCCAAAGGCAACCGUGAAACGGCGCUUAAUAUAGCCGUGGAGUGUGGUCAUGAAGAGAUAGUGCACCUCCUCCUUCAGGCUGGUGCUGUUGCUGAUGCACCUAACAGAAAUGGAGACACUCCGCUCCAUGCCGCCAUGAAAUCUGGUGCUACCAGGAUCUUCCAGCUGCUUCUCGAACAUACCACCGACAUCAACAAGACAAAUGUUCUCCUGGUAGCCGUUAAGGAGGCGCAUAGCGAGAUUGUCCUACGUCUACUUAAAGGCGGGGUUGAUGUUAAUAAGGUUGGCGACGGCCGUGUUGGGGUACUGCCGCUACACGAAGCUGUACGAGGCGGCCACGUUGAAAUCAUCAAGCAGUUAUUAAAGCAUGGGGCCGACAUCAACGGAGUAAGCCUUGGAGGAACAGCGCUCCGAUUGGCCGCUCGUUGCGAUCAUUACACGAUCGUUCAACUGCUCAUAAGCCAUGGUGCCGACCUUGAUCUUGCUGGGAGCUGUGGGACACCUUUGCAAACCGCGGUAUACUAUGAUCAUGGAAACAUCGUCCAGUUCUUCCUCGAGCUCGGGGCCGACGCCAACCUGGUAUAUGAACACCGAGGGUCUUCUCUCACUUUAUAUUUGUUGACUAAUCAGUGGUUAAAUGGCGACAGACUCGAUGGGAGAAAUAAGCCGCUCUACGUAGCUGCAUCAUGCGGCCGUGGCACGAUCGUGGAACAGCUACUGAAGCACGGCGCCGACGUCAAUGCUAUCUCAACUAGCGAAGACUUAAAUGAUACGGCGCUCGAAGGAGCCUUGGCGGGCGGCCACAUAGACAUUGCUCAACAGCUCAUCAAGCACGGUGCUAAUGUCAAUGCAAGGAGCAAACGCCACGUAUCAGCCUUAUAUCAAGCUAUUGCAAUGGGUUUUGGACACAUCGUCGAGCAGCUUCUGGAUCUAGGCGCUGACCCAAAUGUGGCUGGGGAUCGGGGAACGGCGCUCCAUGAAGCAGUUAAAGGUGGCCAUGAGGGCAUGAUCCAACAGCUUAUUGACCACGGCGCCGACAUUGAUUCGCAUAGUGAGGCUCUUAAAGGAACACCGCUGUGUGCUGCAGUGUAUGCCGACCGCGGUGAGAUCGUGCGACUUCUCCUUCAAAAUGGCGCUAACGUCAAUGGCACUGAUCUUAAUUACGGUUUUGCACUCCAUACGGCAGUAAGGAACAGUCAGUGGGCGAUAUUACAACAAUUGCUCGAUCAAAGUGCCGACGUGAAUGUGACAGGGUACGAUGAUGAUAGGACAGCACUCCAAGUAGCUGUGUAUCACGGUCGACAAGAUGUUGCGCUACAACUCCUACAACAUGGUGCCAAGGCCAAUGCAACUGGCGAUUUUUUUGAAGGACCGGCCCUUAUAAUGGCCGCGAGAAGAGGCUAUACUGAGAUCGUCCGUCAGCUCCUUGAGUACGAUGCUGAUAUUGAUGCAAUUAGCUGGUCUGACGGAACGGCGCUUCAUGCAGCGGCGAGUCGAAGCCAGAGUGAAAUUGUUCAGCUGUUGCUCGAUCGAGGCGCGGAUGUGAAUAUAGUGGGUCAAUUUGGGACGGCCCUCCAAGCGGCUAUACUUUACGGUCAUGAUGAUAUUGUCAAGCAACUACGUGAACACGAGGCUGACCUCGCCCCUGCUGCAUGA